UCCACGCUCGUCUUGUUCCUUUCGUGCUUCUUUCUUUCCUCCUGCAUUUCCUCUGCUCUCUGCACUCUGCUACUGAAACCCCCGCACCCGAUCGCUUCAAGCGCGACCAUGUCGUCUAGACCUUCCGCUCUCGCCUUCUCUCGCCUCCUGAUCAUCCACAUUGUCGUCCCCCUGCUCGCCCUGGCCAGGGCCUCCGUCCCUCUCGUCCUCGUGCCCGAAACCCUAGUCGGCCUCCCCGGUUUCGACGACGGCAUCUCCCUCCUCGGCGACGCCGCUCUGGUGGCCGGCGGCGGCGGCGGCGGCGGCGGCGGCGGGUCCCACGUGCGGGUCACGCGCCCCUCGGCCUCCAGCUCCGGCUUCCUCCAGUGGCCGAAGCCCUUCCGGUUCGCCGACCCGAGGUCGGCCGCUCCGACGUCGUUCUCGUCCGAGUUCGCCUUCUCGAUCUCGCCCGGCAACGCCGACGGCCUCGCUCUCGUGCUGUUCCCGAGGGAUUUUAGGGUCGGAGCGGAAGCGUUCGGUCUCUCCGGGGAUCGCAGGUUCGUCGGGGUUGAGUACGACGCUUGGAUGAAUGAGGAAGUGGGCGAUGUGAAUGCGAACCAUGUAGGUGUAGAUUUGGGCAAUUUCAGGUCCGUUAGCGUCUGCAAUGCGUCGUCUGUAGGCUUAGCGCUGAGCAGUGGGGAGAAAUUGAAGUCGUGGGUGGAUUACGACGGGAGCUCGAAGAGACUCGAGGUUAGGCUGAGUAAGUUUAGGGAUCCAAGGCCAUAUGAUCCAAUCAUCGCAUACUCGAUUGACUUGUUGCGAAUGUGGAAGGGCGAGGAUGUUUAUGUCGGUAUAAGCUCGGCAAAUGGGAAUUCAUCGCAGACUAUUAGUGUAUACUCAUGGAGGUUUAAGCCUAGGAAAAUUCCGAUGUCGAUGCAUUCUUUGCCUGCUAGACCACACGGCUAUUCUAGCGAGCACGGGAAGCUGCGCAAGAGAGGCAAUUGUCCCUUGGCGAUUCUUGGCAGGGUAAUUUUCGCCACGGGGUGUGGAGCAUUGUUGGCAUUCUUGGGGCUCUUUCUGUGGGCAAUUGUUGCUAAUAGGCACACUGUAUUUCCGGCAGAAUGUCCCGUGCGUCCUGCGGACUUCAAGUAUGAAAAGAUCAAUGUGGUCGCAGGGAAGGACGUCGAAGGUGGUAAGCAUUGAGCUAUGAGCUGAUUGCUUAAUUUUGUACAUGCUAGUCUUGGGUAUUGUUCAUUUUGUGCUUUAUGGAUCUAGUGAACUCGUAGCUCCUUCUGUGAAAGGAAUUACGCGAAUAUGUCUAGGUGUCCACGUAUGAAUAGAAACCGCGGUGUGUAGCUGCUAGUAGUGGGUUUGUGAUCGUGUGAACUGAGUUAUCCUUUCCUUGGGACUAUGCCAAGAGAAAUCAAUGCAUUUUCUGUAGCUGCGGAAAUUUCAUGUUCUUGUUUUCCAUCUG
Molecule: messenger RNA, 1453 nt
Organism: Eucalyptus grandis
Lineage: Eukaryota; Viridiplantae; Streptophyta; Magnoliopsida; Myrtales; Myrtaceae
Product: L-type lectin-domain containing receptor kinase VIII.2
Exons: 1
Coding region: 109-1182 (357 amino acids)
Molecular function (GO): carbohydrate binding
Source: RefSeq, a predicted model, not a curated record